Messenger RNA from Misgurnus anguillicaudatus (oriental weatherfish), 3238 nucleotides. RefSeq names its product PHD finger protein 20, a (gene phf20a). Gene Ontology annotation, biological process: regulation of transcription by RNA polymerase II. The record is from RefSeq and is a predicted model, not a curated record. Lineage: Eukaryota; Metazoa; Chordata; Actinopteri; Cypriniformes; Cobitidae. Gene Ontology annotation, cellular component: NSL complex.
UGGAUAAUGGUAAGUGCGCGCAUCUCGGCCACAACGUGGUUAGGAAAAAGGGAGGCUUACAUAGAUGCUCGCGUCGCCUUUGUAGUUAAAGAGACGAACAUUAUUGCAAGCCGGGCCACGUGAACAAAAUAUCUUCUAUCUGAAGAGGUAGUACAUUAUGAAAACACCUCCUAACAGACGAGGAAUUACUUUUGUGGUGGGCGCUGCACUUGAAGCACGGGACAGUCUUAAAAACUGGUACGCUGCCAACAUUGAAAAGAUUGACUAUGAUGAUGAGAAAGUUUUAAUUCACUAUCGUCAGUGGAGCCAUCGCUAUGAUGAAUGGUUUGACUGGAGCAGUCCCUAUCUGAGACCUAUGGAGAGAGUUCAGCUGAGGAGGGAGGGUCUGCAGGAGGACAGUUUUAUCCCUGUGAGUCACAGACUGUGCUCUUCCAAAAUGCCGGGAUUUCAUGUGAAUGACAAAGUUCUUGCCAGUUGGUCUGAUUGUCGAUUUUAUCCUGCAAAAGUCUUGACUGUCAAUAAAGACGCAUCCUAUACCGUAAAGUUUUAUGACGGUGUCAUCCAGACUGUCAAAGGGAUACAUGUCAAACCAUUCAUCAGAGAGAGAAGGAAGAAAUUACCUGACAGAAACGCAGCAAAGCCUCAGGUGAAAAAAACUGAAAAUGUCAAGAAAAUACAGGAUAAUGCUAAUGCCGCUGACAGUGUUAAAGAAACAGAAGAACACUACGACCGUCUUCCUGAGGAAGAGGAGGACGAAGUCUCAGAUAUGGAGGGAGAUGAAGGUGACCAGAAGAAACGCAGAAACACUCUCCAAAAGACUGAGAAACAUGUGGUGGAAAAUAUGAGUGUCAAGGAGGAAAAUGUGGAAAGAGAGAGAGUCUGUGAGCAAAUAGGGCAGCACAACUACAGUAAGUCAUUUCUAAAGAAGGAUUUAGGGCACGAGGAGAAAGAUGAAGAGGCUGUGGUGAAAAUAGAGGACAAUGAGGUGUUUGCGUCGUGCAUUAAUUUUAACGAGGGUAUGGUAACGGGAAACAGGAAUGAGGAAGCAGAAGUCCAGGCAGAACAAAAGGAAAAGGAAGUCAAAGGUUUUCCUAAUGGCAAAAAGGCACGGAGGCAGCGGGUUCGGGGGAAGAGGAGAUUAUCAAUGGGAAGAAGGAGCCGUCCCUCCAAAAAAAUCAAAACAGAUUCAGACAAAAAUUGUCCUAAUGAUUGCAAGUCCACACCUGCGGUAAACGAUAACACAGCCGUAGGAGGACAUGGACCAGAGCCUGAACCAUUACUUUUGACACAACCAUCCAAUGGCACAAUGCCCACAUCUCAGUGGCAAUCGGAAACCUCCAAGCCUGCAGUUAGGAAGCAAGCGUUUCACAACCCAAAUCGUUUUAGCAGAGAGCCAUUGUACAGAGUUGUUCGAAACCAGCCACCACCAGUACUGUCAAUCAACUUGGACCAUAAUCCAUAUAAAUGCAGUGCUCCUGGCUGUAUGAAGUCCUUCCGGAAAGCAAAGCUUCUGCACUAUCAUAUGAAGUAUUACCAUGGAGACGAUCGUGCCAUUGAUGAGGAUCUCGGAGUGAAUAGAGACAAUCAGACCGAUGUCAUCGGUCAACAGGCAGCACUCAUUAAUCAUGAUGGGUCCAAGAAAAGGUGCAUUGGGUUGUCUUCACUGCGUGUGUGCAGUAAGGCUGGUGCACAGAUGACCGUAAAAAGACGUUCUUCAGCUCCCCCUGCCGUCAGUGCACAAAAUUACCAGCAGUCACUGAAGGAGAAGACCAGAGAGAAACUGGAUAGCAAGAAGCAGAGAUGCAUCAACAAGGAAAGAGAGAGAAGAUUUGUGGAAAUAGCUGAUGUGAAGGAAUGUGACAGGCUUAAGUCGAGAGAUUUCCUGCAAAUCAAGUUGAAGAAAAAGAAAAAGAUGAAAAUGACCACAUCAGAUGAGGAAAGCAUUUCUGAUUGGUCCUCUGACAGCUGUGGGUGGAGUGAUGAUGAAGUAGGGGUGGACUUGGGUAUCAUGCCCUCACCUCUCAGUUGUAGCUCAGUUGCCUCAACUACUGGAAGACGAGAUAAUGUCCGCUGUGUGUGUGAAGCGGAAGAGGAAAAUGACUUCAUGUUACAAUGUGAAGAGUGUCUAUACUGGCAGCACGGGACCUGCAUGGGACUCCUUGAAGAGAACGUACCAGAACAAUACACUUGCUUCAUUUGCCGUGAUUCUCCAGGACAGAUCAGAGGUCAGAGGUCGAGUUUGCGUUACUGGUAUGACACAGACUGGCUUAACACAGGCCAUAUGUACGGACUCUCUUUCCUGGAGAAUUACUCUCAUCAGAAUGGCAAGAAGAUCGCAGCCACUCAUCAGCUAUUAGGGGACAUUCAGCAUGUGGUGGAAGUACUCAACGGUCUACAGCUUAAAAUCAGCGUCCUUCAGAGCCAGGCUCAUCCAGACCUUAAGUUGUGGCAAAAUCCAUGGAAACUGUCUGGGAGAUCCAGGAUGAAAAGCACUGCUGUCUCAGACUCAAAACCAGUUUCUCCAUCAGCAUCCCCAGAGGCCAAUCUACAUAAAGAUUUCAUAUCAUCAUCCUUCCAGAACUACAUUAGCAGCGAGCACUGUUACCAAAAGCCACAUGCAUUGUACCAUGUAUUGGAGCCAAGGUUGGUGCUAAAGACACGGGUUGAAUCAGAAAUGGAAGACAGAUUGUACAACACAAAGACUCUGUUGAAAAAUGAACAACACUGUAGUGGAGAGAUUCAACCGGCACUCUUUAAGUCUUCUAGUAAUAAACUAGCCAACCAAAGCAAGGAAGCAGGAAAGGAGCAUGUGUUGGUGCUGAUGGAGGCGGAGUUCAGCAGCAGCAGUGGAAGAUCAAUUUGCUGGAGCAUAUCGAGGCUGUACAAGAAGAGGUUACAGACAGGAUGGACUUCAUCGAAAGGGAGCUUGAUGUGCUUGAAAACUGGCUGGACUGCACGGGUGAAUUGGAACCACCAGAACCUUUGGACCGUCUGCCUGAACUGAAGCAUAGCGUAAAGGAGCUGCUGAAUGAACUGGGAAAAGUACAGCAGAUUGCUGUGGUUUGUGCCACAUAAGGGCACUAUGAAAAUAUUUAACAAUCUUCACAGGACUACCUCAGACUGAAACCUUAAAGACUGUAACGUAUAAACGGAGAACAAUUUGAAUAUUGUGAAACUGAACUCGGUCAGUGAUGGCAAUUGUAAGUGUGGAAUAAAAACUUUCCAGAAAGCUGUGAAA